AUGGUUUCAUGUCUGUUAGUCAUUAUUUUUCUCUUUUAUCUUACAGAAAUCACAAAUCCCUUGUUCUACUUCCUAUUUUCUUGUGCUUCGAUGUUCAACUACAAAUAUUCGGUUCCGGUUAUUGGAUUCAUUGGAUUCGUUCUCAACCUAUUUCUAUUCAUUCGAUUUUCCACCUCAAGCAAGAAGCCAUUCAGCAGUUUCCAUAGACUAUGUCUGUUUAAAACUAUUCCAAACCUUAUAAUCAGUGCUGUAUUUGCCUUCUGGACAUCCGCAAUUUCAAUUCUGGGAGCUACCUAUGCCCAUAUCCCAAGAAUCGAAAACAUCAUAAUAUCCCAAGCUGUCAGUGGAUUCCCAUAUUUCUUGGCUCCUCUUAUUCAAGUAUGUAUGUCUGUUAAUCGAUUCUUCGUUAUAUUUUUCCCAUUUUCAAAUUCACAACCUGGACGUCUUCCGUUUACAAAUUUAGCGCUUACUUUCUGUUUGCUACUGUCACAUAUUCCCCUUCUUUUAUCAGCUUUGACUGACUGCUACCUAGUUUAUGAUCCAGAACUAUGGAUAUUUCUACCGGAACGUUUAGAAGAAUGUGGACAUGCUAUGGAUCGACUGACAUUUCUAACUGUAGGAAUACUGUCAUUUCUAUCGAAUGGGUUUAAUUUGAUCAUUUUUGCAAAACUGUUAAAAGAUAAAAUGGUUGGAAUCAAUGAGGAACAAAAACUGAAAAGAAGAAAGAAAUGGCAAAAAAUGUAUAUUCAAAGUGUCCUUCAAGAUUUCAUUCAACUAAUUGACAUUGCCAAUUACAACUUCACUUCUAAACUGAUGGAUACAGAAUUGUGGAGUUUCAUCUUCUGCUCCUUAUCCUUUGCAAUGGUAUACGCUCUGGACGGAGCUGUGAUGGUCUACUUCAAUAUAGAUUGGAGUUUUUGUUGCAUCGAUCCCAAAAAAUCAAGUGUAUUUGUAUCAGGAGCACAAAGUAGUACAGUGAAACCUGGAGGGAAAAGCAAUAGGCUUAUUAUUAACUAA
Molecule: messenger RNA, 1017 nt
Organism: Caenorhabditis briggsae
Lineage: Eukaryota; Metazoa; Nematoda; Chromadorea; Rhabditida; Rhabditidae
Exons: 4
Coding region: 1-1017 (338 amino acids)
Source: RefSeq, a predicted model, not a curated record